AUGAAGGGCGCCCGAUCCGGUCAGCAGCGCGAGGCGUCUGGCCGCACGUUGCAGCUCCUGUGCUUCAUCGCCCACACCCCCGUAACUGGGACUUCUCCGGCGCUGUCUCUGGGACCUCCCGUUAGCGCCUGCAAGGCCAUGCCUGUCGCACGAGCGGAUAUCCACUUCUAUGCCACCGAAGGGUCGGAGCACAUCUUAAGGAAGGCUUUGCACUUGGACACGGUUGAGUCGGAACCACAACCGGUGGCGCCGCCGCCCAGCCAGCCAACGAGCCACGUGCAUCGUCAUCACGUGCAUCAUCACGCUCGGGGUGCCACCACUCCGGACUCAGCGACCCCCGGCCCGACAUCCAGCCCGACUCCCGGUCCGGUUUACAGAGACAUCGGACAGAACGCCCGUCAGAAUGCCGGUCAGAACGUCGGUGAGACCGUCGAUGAGACCGUCGGUCAGAACGUAAUGGUGCAGCCAAGCCUGCCGUGUGCGUCAGGCGGUCCCCGGGUGUACUACACGUGUCAGUACGCCCAGUCGCAUGGCACGGUGCUCGCGACGCACCCAGCCGUUGUGACGCAUUCGAAUGCGUCGUGUAGUGCCGCGUGGGAUCAGCAGGUCGUCGUUUCUCACCAGCAGGGCGUCGUUUCUGACCCCCGGGGCGCCGCCUGCAACGAGUGCGUAGGCCGUGUGGCGGCCUCCCAGUGGCGCGACGUCUUUCCCAGGCUCGGCACUGCACGAGUGCCUGUACACACGCGCGUGCCCGAUACGUUGGAGGAGUUCUUAAGUACCCGAUUCACAGACCCCGUACUCCGAAGAUUGCAGGCAACUGUGCUCAACAAGUUCGAGACGUUCAAACGCCAAUUUAUCGUCGAAGUCGCAGCCCUAAUCCACGACCACCGAGACAUGGCCAAGUAUAUCAACAACGCCUGCUUCUACUCGUGGCUACAAGGCACACCUUCCAACCCCACAGUGGCCAUACAGGCCGAGCACGAGACCAAAAUAAAGCUCGUGCGAGAUUACGCCGAUAAGUACAUAUACCAUGCGGGCUCCGGCUCUCGCAGCGUCAGCUCUCGCAGUGUCAGCUCUCGCAACGCUGGCUCAGCAUACGGGCAGGAAGAAGUUGGUCCCGAGUUCGUCACAGUGGACGGAGAGGAAUGCGAAGUCAUGGAGUCUUGGUAG
Molecule: messenger RNA, 1170 nt
Organism: Gregarina niphandrodes
Lineage: Eukaryota; Apicomplexa; Conoidasida; Eugregarinorida; Gregarinidae
Exons: 1
Coding region: 1-1170 (389 amino acids)
Source: RefSeq, a predicted model, not a curated record